GAGAGAGAGAGAGAGAGAGAGAGAGAGACACAGAGAGAGGGAGGAUUACAGUCGUUUAAACCGCGUGCGUCUCGCCCGUUCACCUGCACUCACUGGGACUUCAUGAGACGCACUUUACAAGGAUGUCGAGCCGUGCUCCUCGUGCAUUCUAAACGGCAGAUGAUAUGGAUUAACUGACUUGUCACUGUCUGGGGAAGGUGCGACGUCUUUUCUUGUGGCGCUUUUCGAAGUUGUUCCACAUCCAGGACGGUCGGCUCGCGCUGCGCUCAGGAGGGGAUUAGAGAGGAGAUACUCGCUAUUCGGAGAUGAAGACACGUCACGCUGGUCCUCUUCAGCAGAACGAUGGACGGAGAGAAAGCAGAGCGGGACUGUAACUGGCGGCUUCAUGGAGCCCUGAUACACAGGGCAGAGAGCAGGUAAAUGGAGGUGCAGGACAGGAGCCGCUCCCCGUCCCGUAGAACCAGCCGGGUGGAGCAGGUGGUGGGACGAUGGCUGAGAAGGUCUCGAGACCUAGGCAGCAGAUCUCACUCUCUGAGCAGAGACCGGGUUGCAGUGGAUGGGAAGUCAGCAGAGUGCAGUGGCUCGGAUCAGAGGAAUUACCCCUUCCGCUUCAUCCUUCAGAUCCAACGGGACCCGGACCUCAACUCUCAUGGCCUCACUCUGUCCUCCCAGACCCCCAUCCUGGUGCACGAGGUCACCCCAGGUGGUCCUGCAGAUGGCCGGCUUGUCCCUGGCGACCAGCUCGUGAAGAUCAAUAACAUCGCUGUCGAUGACCUGACCCCGGAACAAGCUGCUGAAAUAAUCAGGGAGUGUCAAGAUACAUUGACGAUGACGGUCCUCAGAACGAUGCUGGGCCCAAAGUCCUCGUUCAUCACACCAGAGAAGCGAGCCAAGCUCCGGUCCAACCCGGUCAAAGUCCACUUUGCUGAGGAGGUGGAGGUCAACGGACACUCUCAGGGCAACUCGCUGCUCUUCCUGCCUAAUGUUCUGAAGGUGUAUCUGGAGAACGGGCAGACCAAGGCCUUUAAAUUUGACCCCAGCACCACAGUCAAGGACAUUGUGAUGACACUGAAGGAAAAGCUUUCUCUGAGCCACAUUGAACACUUCUCCCUGGUGCUGGAGCAGCAGCACAGCAUUACCAAACUACUGCUGCUGCAUGAUGAGGAGAGGAUACAGCAGGUGGUCCAGAAGAAAGAGGCCCAUGACUACAGAUGUCUGUUCCGUGUUUGUUUCAUGCCCAAAACCCUCCACACGCUGCUGCAGGAGGAUCCCGCUGCCUUUGAAUACCUCUACCUGCAGGGGGUGAAUGAUGUGCUGCAAGAGCGCUUUGCAAUAGAGAUGCGGUGUAACACGGCCCUGCGACUCGCCGCGCUGCACAUCCAGGAGAGAUUGGCGAGCUGUGGACAGUCCCCAAAAACCAACCUGAAGAUGAUCACGAAGACGUGGGGCAUAGAGAACUUUGUGUCAUCCACCUUGUUGAGAAACAUGCGAGAGAAAGAUCUGAAGAAAGCCAUCGGCUACCACAUGAAGAAGAGCCAAUCACAGAACGACCCCAAGCAGAAGGGUCUGUCAGUGGAUCAGACACGGAUCAACUACCUGGAGGAGCUGAGUGAUCUCAAGUCAUUUGGAGGGAAAUCCUUCAGUGCCACAAUGAUGCUUCAGGACCGGGAGUCCAUGGUGACCUUGUUGGUGGGGGCGCGCUACGGGGUCAGUCAGGUGGUCAACCACAAACUGAGCAUCCUGUCCGCCCUCACAGAGUUCACCUGCAUCACACGCAUCGAGCUGCUGCCUGAAUCCGACAAGGUCAGCCUGGUCAAAAUAUACCUGCAGGACAUCAAGCCCAUCACAUUACUAUUGGAGUCAGCAGCCGCCAAAGAUAUGUCCUGCCUUAUAGCAGGGUACUGUCGAGUGUUUGUUGACCCCAACCUCAACAUCUUUCCCUGGAUACAUGCCUCCAAGAAGCACAGAGUGUCUGCUGAGGAAGGUUAUGUGUCACGGUGUGGCAGCGACUCAGACACCUCCUCAGACUUGGACAUGGAAGCGCUGGUCAACAAGGUGUCUCAUGAUGAGAGGCCGUGCCCUCGUCUCAGAUCCUCCUCAGACCCAGACGGAAGAAAAAGAAAAGACAGAAACAGAAGAAGAAAUAAAGAUGGCAAAGAAAAGGGAGAUAAACCUUGGGAUGAGAAUAAAAAGCAAAAGGAAGAAAAGGAUGCUGACACCGAAAAGGAAAGGUUUCCACUGGAUAAGAAUAGAGAGAGUAAGAAUGAGGCAACACCGCACAAGGAGGAGACGGAGAGAGCGCAGGAUGGUGGGCAAACACAGGCCGAGGUAAGGGACAAUGAUUCUGGGGAACGGUGGGAAAAUGUGGGACAAGAAGGUCAAGGUGGAGAAGAGGUGCAAGCACCGGAGGAGCCGUCAGUAUCAGAAGCAUCUGAUUCUUGUAACACUGACUCUCGUGUCAUCACCAGCCCCUCAAGCGACUCCCUCGAUGCUUUGGAGGAAGACGACCUAAUUUCAUGUUCUUCCUCCUCCAUCUUCCCCAAUGCUCCCUCACAAACUCAUGCUAAUAGCCUUUCUCCCAUUCAGAUUCAUCAUUACUCCCACAGGCACCUUCAUCCCAACCUCCUCGCCCCACCGCCAGCUCACGCCCAUCCCCUCAUCCACCUCACAACUAACGACAGACGAGGAGGUGGCUGCAGGAGGUCAGGCGACGGAGACGAUUCACAACUCCUCGCACCCGUCUCCCCCUCUCCCAGCCUCCACCGCGUGCAGAAAUGUCCAGAAAACCCCUGCUCUGACGACAACUCCAUGUGUUUUGCCGAGCUCUCCCGCCUUGUGGACUUCCUCCCGAGCCCUCCGGAGGCCAGCGAGGACGAUGAAGAUGAAGAAGAGGAGUUGAGGAGGAGGAAGAGGAGGGGGAAGAUGUUGAAAGAAACGGGUGAGUAUGUGAGAAGAGCAGGUGACAGAGGAAGCGUAAGCGCAGAGGGCAGUUUUAGAGAACAUCCACUGUCCCCGUCCCCGUCCUCCUCCCACUUGGAGUUUGUGUUCAACUUCGACCAAAGCGACGCUCGCUGCUACUACAAACUCUGCUCCAACAUCACCCCCGACAGCGCUCACGGCCUUCCCUGCCCCCCGCAUCAUAAUGAGGGAGGAGAUUGGGAGAAGGUGGAGGAAGAUCCAGCUAAGGCGGUUUACCUGGAGCCCAUCCCCAUCCUUCAGCCACCACCUGGCUUUGGAGAUAGCAGCUCUGACGAGGAGUUCUUUGACGCCAGAGAUCGCUUCACCUCCCCUGAAGACCCAACCUUUGGGGGCAUGCCAAGAGAUAUUCGCACAGAGAUGAAACUGGACUUCCUCAGCACACUCAGCCUGAGUGACAUCAGAGUCUCAGUGACAGACGCAGACAAAGAAGGAGAAGUGGAAGAAGAUAUAAAAGAAGGAAACGAGGAAGGGGGAGGCAGAGAAACAUUGUUCCAGCUCAGAAAAAGAUCCCGUAAGCGCCGUUCCUUCAUGGAAACUGAUUUCACCUCUAGGGUGUCAUAUCCAGAGCCAAAUCCAGAAAAGCAGGACAUAAUCUCUAGUAGGCUUCGUAAGAACAUUUUGGCAGAUGCCAAUGAUGCACAGAUGCUGAGUUCAGACCCUGAACCUUCAGCGCAAACCCAGAAUCCCAGUCCCACUGUCUCCUCUUUGAAUCAUUCUGAAGGGGAAGCGGCUCAGCUCGAGUCAAAACCCAUCCUAUCUAAACCCCGCUUGCUUGGAUCUAGCUCUCCUUGUGGUUUGGGGUCUCAUGAGCAGACUAGAGAUCCACAGGCCCCCAGGAGCAGGAAACAUGAAAUGGAAAUGGAACCUGAUGCAAUGGAAUCCAAAUCGGUCACAGAUCUGGUGAAGGCAGCAUCUCCUACAAUCACCGUAGUCCGCUAUCGGGUGGAUCCAGACGGGAAGGAGAGUGCUGAUCGGAGGUGCAAUGGAAAGGAAGAACUGGUAGAAGGGGAGGAACAGGAGAUGACGGGUAUGGGGAAAGGGGAGGGAGAGAAGGAGGAGACAGCAGGUGUGUCUGUGAAUGGGCCAUUCACUAAUCAUAUGUUUUUGCCAGAAAGCACUGAGGAGGAAGGUCAGGGGGUGAAAGAGGAGGUGAGAGGUUACUCAGCGAGUUCAAAGAGACCACUCAUAGGUACUGAGAGGCAGCCGGAGUCCAACACCUUGUCUACAUGUUUGAUAGACGUGAAUAAAAAGAGUAGUAAUGGCCUUUUAGGAGUGCAUCUGAUUGCUCUAGAGAAAAACUCAUAUGUAGAGAAACAUAUGCUUGAAGGUGUGUGUGAAAAGUCAAACCCUCAAUCAUACUCACCACCACCCCCUCCACCCUCAUCGCCUCUACCUCCAAUACCAGUUCUUCACAAAUCCCAAAGUGACUGUUUUGUUAGGGGAGAAGACCGCAGCGAAAACACGGGAACCUCAACCAAAAUGUCUUUAUCUUAUUCUGAGAUGUCACUUGGCAAACAAAGUCACACUAAAAAAGCACAAUUAUAUUUAGACAUCACCACCAGUGUUAAUGAGGAUGACGCAAUCGGUCUUGUUAGCUCUACUAGCGAUGAAGUUACUGACAGCACCAAUUCGGACAAUGUUUUUGAUGAUGAUGAGGUGAGUAACUCCUUAAAUUCUAUUUCAAGUAAGAAAGGUGAUUUUGCUAUAGCUACAAAGCAUAGCAUGAGUGCAAAUUCAGCUCCUGCAAGUAAAGGAGAGUCUCAAAUUACUAUCAAAUCUCUUACCAACACUGAAGCUCAUUCAAGAAUUAAUUCAGUAAACUCUGAUUAUACUCGAGCUAUAAGCUCUAUCACUGCAAAGCUUGGAGCUGCAACAAGUGCUACAUCUCCAACAUUUAAUGCAGGUACCAGAUUGCCAAGUGAGACACUUGAAAGUGCUUCAUGUUUAAAUCAAAAUGUAGACAAACCCAGAAGUGAUUGCUCUAUGCCAAGUGCUGAAGCCAAAGAUGGUUUAGUUAGUCCUAGUUUAGUGAAAGCUAACACAGCCACAAUAUACAAUCUCUCCAAAGCACCUCCUUCUCCGUCUCACUUCCUCUUCCAGGCCUGUUCCCCUAGCUUUAUGGGUCGCUUAUCUUCUUCCACACUAAGGGGUAAGAUUCAAAAUUUGCCCCUUUAUUUAUCGCGGUCCCAGGAAACCCUCCACCAAGCUGGGGUUGGGGAUGUAACUCAAAGUUCUGCUAAGGACAACAGUAGGCAAGAGAUCACCAUCAAAGUCACGGACGUUGACGACACCACACAAACCAUAGACUAUGAAAUGACCACUGCAGAAUCAGUGGAGUCAGAUGACUCGGAUACAACAGUUACAGGAUCCGAGGUGGACGGGGAGUUUUUUGUGAAAACAAACUCAGCAAAGAGUUUUCUUUCUGUGUCAGAAGUGAAGGAAAUAUGCUCUCCAUUGCCUGUCCAGACUGAGCCCAAACUCCAACACCAAAAUCAGCUUCCUUACACUGGACCUAUCAAGAACACACCAGGACCAAUAACGGAGCCUCCUGCUUCAAUUGUGAACAGCCUCCAAAAAGACUCGUCAGGCCAAAAGAUGGACACUCCUGGCCCUAUAAAAUAUUCUCCAGAAUUAAAGAUUAAGGUCACAAGUCCAGGUGAAGACACUCCAGGUUAUAAAAUGGACAAUCGGUCACGUUCUAUCCCCCCUCCAAUAGUGGUUACCACACAGAAUCUAAAUGGGCCAGGUCUCCCUUUCCAUAGUCAGUCACAGAAAGUAAGACGGACCAGUAGCGACAGACCUUUGAUGGGUCUUUGUAGGACUCCAGAGCAGACUUCAGACUCAUCAAAAAUACUUUCUUCAAGCUGCAGGGUGUUUACCAUCUGUGAAGAUCCAUCACAGAUAAAGAGCCCAGUUGAGGUGGGAACUACCCCACCCUUGAAGUCUGAGUUUGGCUGCACUGGCUGCACUUCUUUGCAAGUGUCUGUAUGUGAGUCAGUUGUGGAAGGGAUUCAGAUGCCGCUGGAUGCUUGUGGUUGCCCAACGGUCUACACCAACUGCUUCGGCAGUGGGGACAGCUUUGACGAGGAGCUGACUGUCUACGAGUUCUCCUGCCGCACACAGAGCAGCGGCGUGACCCAGACUUCUGGAACAGGUCUUCCUCUCAUGACCUCGCCACCCGUACCCUCCUUUCUCUCCACUUCUUCCACCAACUCUCCCUCCUUUCCACACUCCAUCCUUUUCUCUUCCUCUACCUCUGAGCUCAGCCCUCUCCUCUCACCAUUGUCUGACGCCUCUGACUGUUUCCUGUCUCAAACGCACAAGGACACCAUCAGUCGGCUAGGCCAGCAGCGCUACCCAGAACCCCCAACAGGUUUCCAAGUACUCCGCGUAGACGUGGACCAGCUCCUUUCCAUUCUGGAAAGCAGCGGUGCUGACCGAUCUAUGGCAGGCCAUGGAGGUCGACACCCAAAGGACACCUGCCCUACCCACUUUACAGAAAACAAGAGGGUGCUCCAGAUAGAGGCACGGCGGCUGAUGUCAGGCUGCCAGAAGGUUGUGGGGAUUGGACAGAGUCCAGACGACAUGCUCCACUCCCUGGCUGACAGUUUCCGGACCCUGGUGGAGUUGGCAGGUAUAUGCCUCUGGUUCUCUGGUUGCGAAAGGUGCGACCGGAGGAACGCUGAGGCAGUCGCAGGUCUGGCAGACGUGGCCCGUUCAUUCAGGGACUUCUGUCUGGCCGCAGAGCGAGCCAGCAGCAAGCGCAGCUGCCAGGAUCUGAGCACCAAGCUGCUAGCGAAACAGUGCACCGCGCUCACCGCCUCGGUCUUCUGCCUCACUCAGCUCUUCCGCACCCUCACUGCACUAUGAGUGGACCUCGGAAGUCUUUUAAAAUGACCUACAAGCUACCAAGGGCAUGUAACCUCAGAUACAUGAGGUCACCAGUGAGCCCACAGCUGCUGCAGAUGUGGGUGUAGCAACCCACAACAAUAAUGAUUUUGACGGGCAGUGUGAGGUGAGGUUACCUCAGAAACACACUGGUGUCACUGAGCUUCAUGACAUCUCAAAUGAUCCCAAAAACUUUAAACAUUAUAGUGACAGUUUGAGCACGUACUGUGCAAUCAAACAAAACAGUCAGCCAACAACCAGACUGUAGGGUGGUGCAAGCUGCUGAAGCAGAACCUGCUCACAUUCCAGUAUUGAGGAACUGAUGUACUUGAAUGUAUUCUAUGUUAUCUAUUAUGUUUAUUUAUUUAUUUAAUGAGUUACUACAGUGAGAAAACAAGGAAUGUAAAGACAAGGAAGGAAUUUGGAAAUGUUUACAGGCAUAUCUUUAGAUAGAGGAGAAGUGGGCCUUUUACACACACACACACACACACACACACACACACACA
This is a messenger RNA of Cottoperca gobio, 7373 nucleotides long. RefSeq names its product FERM and PDZ domain containing 1a (gene frmpd1a). The coding region runs from base 421 to 6849 and encodes 2142 amino acids. The record is from RefSeq and is a predicted model, not a curated record. NCBI's taxonomy places the organism in Eukaryota, Metazoa, Chordata, Actinopteri, Perciformes, Bovichtidae. Gene Ontology annotation, molecular function: protein binding. The transcript is spliced from 16 exons. Gene Ontology annotation, cellular component: cytoskeleton. Gene Ontology annotation, biological process: signal transduction.